This is a messenger RNA of Parastagonospora nodorum SN15, 1818 nucleotides long. RefSeq lists its product as hypothetical. The record is from RefSeq and is a predicted model, not a curated record. Gene Ontology annotation, molecular function: phosphorelay sensor kinase activity; histidine phosphotransfer kinase activity. The coding region runs from base 1 to 1818 and encodes 605 amino acids. Lineage: Eukaryota; Fungi; Ascomycota; Dothideomycetes; Pleosporales; Phaeosphaeriaceae. Gene Ontology annotation, biological process: protein autophosphorylation; signal transduction. The transcript is spliced from 4 exons.
AUGAGCGAGGACCAAGCGAGGCGAACCAUCCGAUCGAUUCCCGAACUGAAGCGCGAAUCUUCACGUGAAGUUUUGGCUGCUGUAGGACUUCUAGCCGCGCUCGACAUUGACGACCGUCCCUCCUUUGCGAUCCGCAUACAGUCACCACCGAGCCAGCCAUCCGACGCCGACGAGUGCAUCGACCUGGUAUAUUGCAAUGCUGCUUUCACCAGCAACGAAGGCUUGUUGGCCAGAGUGUCCGGACAGCUAGACGCAGCAAGCAUAUUCGCGGAACAUGGACAGCCGCAACAGGCUUUCCGCAAGUGGCUGCGGGGUACAUCAGACGAGAACGACUUCUGUCGACGGGGAAAUGCAUACAUGUUUGAUGGUCUGAUCUGGACAGCGAUAACCAUCAAGGACCACAAGAUUACCUUGAAGCUCAACGACAAGGAUGUUCCUUUCGCGCUCCUCUACGCAGCGGAUGAUCAACACGCGCGGAGCACGCGAUUGCGCCAUUACGCAUCAACAUCCAGCAAGGAGCGCAUAUCCCUUUCAGCCAUACCUGACGCAAGCGAUCAAAUCGAAGAAGGCCCACAGUUUGUUGGAUUUCGAUCAAACUCGAGUUAUCUGAAGAUGAGCGAAGAUGCAUUGUUUGGAAAGGAUUUGGUCGAGGGCUUUUUGAUUCUAGGAAUCAAUCCUCGAAGACCCUUUGACGAAGAAUACAAGAAAUUCGUGCAGGUCAUGCUCCGCCUUUUAGCGACUUCCUUGGCCUCGGUCGUAUUGUUCGAUGAGGAGGUUCGUGAGAACGAAACAGCGAUCGGACGCGCUGCCGAAAUGCAGGAACAACUUCUCGCCGAACUUCAAAUGAAAGAAAAACGAUUCCAAAGAUUUGCAGAGAGGGCAGAUAUUGCAAUCUUCAUCAUGGACUCUGUUGGUAAAUAUACCUAUCGCAAUCAACGCUGGUACGACAUGUUCGAGGUGGCUACAGACGACAGUGACGCCAUGGGAGCAUGGCUCAACAUCGCAUUUCCAGAGGAUAUCGCAAAAUGUGAAGCCAUAUUUGGAAAGCUGGUAAUGCACAAAGAAGCAGUCUCAUUCGAACUCAAAACGAAAAUGCCAUGGGUACCGCCCCCGGAUCUUCUUCAGCCCAAGUCUGAAACCACGGAGCAUCAUCGUUGGAUUCUUUGCUCUGCGUAUCCGGAGUUGGACAGCAGGGGAGAACUUGUAGAGAUUGUUGGCAACGUAACGGACAUCUCCAAACAGAAAUGGGCAGAAGACAUGCAGAAGAUCAGGACCGACGUUGCACUGGAAUCCAAACAGCACCUGGAGCAUUUCAUUGAUACAACUUCACACGAGAUGCGCAAUCCACUGUCUGCAAUUAUGCAGAGCGCCGACGGGAUUCUUGCAUCUUACGCGGCCGAGGCUGACGUCCCACCAUCGCCAUAUGCUUGGUCCGUAUUUCUGGAGCAGACCUUAGAUGCAGCUCAGACGAUAGCACAAUGCGCCCAGCAUAUGCGGCACAUUGUUGAUGAUAUCCUUACAAUCUCGAAAUUGGACUCAGGCUUGCUAGUCAUAACCCCCGUUGAUUCUCGACCGGAGAGUCUCUUGAAGCACGCUGUCAAGAUGUUUGACGCUGAGGCAAAGGCUGCGCGUGUGGAGCUGUCUUAUACCGUCGAUCAAUCAUAUCGCGAAAUGGACUUAAAUUGGGUGUCGUUGGACCCCACACGACUUCUACAGGUAAGCGGAAGACUUCUCUGUCACUUAGAUUGCAGGAUGGGAGCACAUUUAGUCACCAAGUCCAUACGCAGCUCGCUUUCACAGUUUCUAUUACGCUUUUGA